GGGGAUGGAGAGGAGGGCCCUCCUUCUCCUCCGCGCCAUGGCUCUGCUCCUCUUCCAGGCUUUGCCCGAAGGGUCGCCCGCCAGCCUCCUCGAAGCCGGGCCCCAGCAGCGCUACUACUGAUGUCACUUCCCCCUUGGCAAAUGCUACGGCGGCUCUGCUGCUUCUGAGAUUGGUCACAGGGAGGGGAAAAAGAGCAAGAGACAGAGAGGAGUGAGUGCAUGCCAUGUCCUGGGACCCUGUUUACUCAACAUUCCCAGCCAAGAAAGCCUUGGUUUAAAUAGGAUUGCGGAUGCAGCCCGUCCAUCUCAAAUGAGGAAAUGAUUACUGUGGGAUUUUAGAAAUUCCUUUGUUGAAACCCUUAACGUGGAUUAUGAGAAUGCAGAAUGCCUUUCCUUUUGGGGCUACGACAGGACAAAGAAACCUGCAUAGGAAUCAACAAUCAGAGUUACAUCUGUGAAACAGGCCAUUGCUGUGGACAGUCUCAGUGCUGCAAUUACUAUUAUGAGCUCUGGUGGUUCUGGCUAGUGUGGACGAUCAUCAUCAUACUGAGUUGCUGUUGUGUCUGCCAUCACCGACGCGCCAAACAUAGACUUCAGGCCCAACAACGACAGCAUGAGAUUAACCUGAUUGCCUAUCGUGAAGCUCAUAACUACACCACCCUGCCAUUUUAUUUCCGAUUUUUGCCAAAUUAUUUACUACCUCCCUAUGAGGAAGUGGUGAAUCGACCUCCGACCCCUCCCCCACCAUAUAGUGCCUUACAUCAGCAAUGCAUCCCGCCUGGCAGUAGCAGUGCAGCACCGGAUACAAGAAACCUACAGCCAACCCAGACGGGCUCUCUGUCGGGAGCAGGAAGCAAUAAUGGAAGUAUGGAUACCACUGCCCCCCUCAACAUUGGGGAUCCUGAAUCCUCCACCCCACUAGUUGAACAAUCAACCACCAAAGCAACAAGUGGUGAGCCAAGGAACUCCAACAGCGAGGCAGGAUUAGAAGAAGUUCCUGAUGACGUAUCUUGUCCAGAGAAGGAGUCAGAGUGCAAGGAGGAACUGCUUAAGGAUUAUAACUCAGAAAGCGUAGAUCACAGCAGCGCCUUCUCUGAUGCUAAAGACAAGACACCAGGUAGACACCGAAGGUUCACAGGUGACUCAGGCAUUGAAAUCUGUAUCUGUAACCAAGACCACCAUGACAGUGAUCUCAAGGAGUUGGAUGGAUUGAUUGAUGAUGGACCCAUGGAUUUCUGUGAUAGUUGCAGUGGCCACCCUCCCAGUCCCCACGGGGAUGAGGAAGAAGGGCUUUUCAACGCCUCAGAUGAGCAGCACCAAGAGCAUAACCACCACCACCUAUCCCGACAGCCUGCAUGUGUGCUGCUGAACACCAUAAAUGAGCAGGACUCUCCAAAUUCUCAUGCCAACACGUCCCCCAGCUAAAAUAGCAAAGUUAGAAGGGAAGCUCUACAAAAAGAUAAACAUGACUUCACAACCAAAAACAAGUUGGUUCACUUUUUUUCUUCAGACGUAACCAUGGGAAUAACUAAUUCUGUAGAGGAGGAGGCAGAAACUACUAGGGUUUUUUUUUCUAAAUUGCCUCCCAUCUUCUACAUCUUGUCAGGGGCUUAAGAAUUGUGUGAGACGUGUGAGAGAACUUUUCCUGUUUCUGGUUUUGGUGACGGUUUAUUUGGUUAGUUGUCUUAUUAAAAGUUUUCAAGACCUGUUUCAUUUUAUGAUCAGAAAGACUUAGUUUGACCCUGUGAGAACAAGGACUAUUGUACCUUUCCAGGUGUCUUCCCAGAAGCUGGUGGCAUUGAUAGCCCUGGCAGUUCUAUCUGGUUAGUGCUGUUGAAGGGUUAAAAUUAAUUCCCGGAGGUGUGUGGGUGGUUGUAGUUUUCUUUUUUAAUCUAUACAGUGCUGUAAUCUUUGGUGCAUUGUUGAUUAUAGCAAUCUGUAAGAAACUUUUUCCUCUCGAAGCUGGUUACUUUCAAGGACCAGUUUCUUUCCAUGACCCCAGUCCCCAAAAGAACUGCUAGCCUGGAACAUACCGUUUAUGCAAAGAGGGGUUACAGAUGUUGCCUUUUAUUUUUAUUUUGAUAUUUGUAGGCUGACAUAUUCCUUCAGUAGAUGCCUCUAAAGAGCACAGCUAUGAAUUUAGACUCAGCAGAAGAUCUGCCUUUUCCAGUACUGUGGUCUCUCUAAAUAACAUUCAGCCAGUGUGCUUCAAUGGAAAAGUGCAGGGGCUUUGCAACUAUAAGCCAGCACACUAGUUAAAAUGACAAAACAAUACCAAACACACACACACAUAUACACAGAGAACAGGGCUUUUUGGCCGGCGUGCCUUCAGGUUUCAGUGAUGCUUGUUGAACAAAUGGAGACAAGACUCCGUCCGUUGCAAAAGAAUGAUUUGCAGCAUCAAUGUGGAAGACCUGUGCAGUAUUCUCUUUUCUAGUCCUAACAUUAGUGUGAUUCUAAUAAGUGACCACUUAAAAAAGAAUGAGUGUCUGUGUUUCUCUCUCUGUCUCUAUCUCUUUUGAUAGCAGCAACAGGCUACUGUAUAAUGUCUGUGAGUGUGUAUGUGUACCUGACUGCAGAACAUGCAUGUAUGUUUCCUAUUGAUGACAUGGAACUUGCUGCUGUAAGACUGCAAAAAACAAACAAAAACCUGUUGCUUUGCUUUAACCAACCAGUGAACUUUUGUUAGUAAUGACCCCAAAGGGGAAGGGGGAAACCCCAAAGAGCUGAAACUAGCAUUCCCCAGAGUGUUCCUGUGGAAGAGAGCAAGCCUUGAUUUCUAUAUUAAGAGUGAUAGAGUUUUGUUUUUGUUAUCCCCUUCCCCUCUUUAAUUACAGUUGUCUAGGUCAUUUAUUGUUAUAAAACGGACUUUCAGAUUUGAUUGCUUGAAACCAAAAUCAGUUUGGGAUAUGGUGUAAGCCCAAAUAUAAUGCCUUUUUUCUGAUAA
Messenger RNA from Sceloporus undulatus (fence lizard), 2947 nucleotides. RefSeq names its product WW domain binding protein 1 like (gene WBP1L). The record is from RefSeq and is a predicted model, not a curated record. The transcript has 5 exons. Lineage: Eukaryota; Metazoa; Chordata; Lepidosauria; Squamata; Phrynosomatidae. Bases 385 to 1425 code for a protein of 346 amino acids.